Molecule: messenger RNA, 2187 nt
Organism: Cyclocybe aegerita
Lineage: Eukaryota; Fungi; Basidiomycota; Agaricomycetes; Agaricales; Hemipholiotaceae
Source: the annotation of a GenBank genome assembly
AUGGACGCCCCCACUCUCGUUCUCGUUCCCCCAACUCCUCUCCGUUUCGACAUCCCUGCGCCCCCAGAGGUCCAGCACCCGCCCCCGCUGCCCAGCUCCAGCCAGCAGCGACCCCACAAGGGCAGAGACUCCGUAAGAGACUCCUCAGACGCCAUUUUCAGCAUAUACUCCAUGUAUGGCGACGAGCACACCUCCCGAGCAAGCACCAGUUGGGCAUCCCCGCCUGCCCCUGCUGCCAAACACGAUCGGACUCGCUCCAACGGCACAUUGCCUCCGACAGUCACCCUCAACCUCUCCCCAGAACGCCCCUCUUCCUUCUUUGCCUCCAACGGCUAUGCCCGUACCAGUCUCGCAUACUACUCAGACGAAGACACACCGCCCCCUGCGCCUCCUCCAGGGGCUGACAAGCCCUCCACCAUGGUCGGCGUCGACAACAGUCCGCGCGAAUCUCUUGCCACCACAUCCUCCGCACGUCCUCCUUCAAGCUAUGUAACCCCGUCAUCACUCCGCGCGCCCUCAGAUCUCUUUGAAGACCACCGCCUCUCAGGCCUUCGCACAAGCGAUCUCUCAGCCUCAUCGUACACCCAUGGCCCCAGCAACUCGAGAGACUUCCGAAGCGGAUCCCCUCACUCCAAACGCUCCUCCCGUAGCUCACACAAUCCCCAUCGUUCCUUGCGCGAUUUGCCUCCGCUACCGCCUUCCGCCAACCCAACUCCAUCCCCUACACCUCCACGCCAACCAUCGCCCUCCCCCGUUCUUCUCACCCCGAAGACAUCGCUCAACCAAAGCCAGAGGCAUCAUCAAAGUAACGUCAGCUCGCCUUCUAGCAAGGCAUCUUUAGCACCUUCCGAAGGCGAGGACAUGGAUGCUUUUCAUGUCCGGAACACAUAUGCGCAGUUGGAAGCAUCAGGAGUUCGCGGUGAUGGCUAUGAAGAAGGUAUCGAACGGACACGGGCUAGAGUAGGCAACAGUAGAGCAAGCCAACUGGAGGCAGAUUCUGCGAUUGCUGAUGGAACUGAGAAGAAGCGGGACUUAGAUGCCAAGGAGCUGCAGGUUCUGCGCAAUGUCGAUAGAUAUGGCUUCUUUUCUGUUACCUCCCACGACCGAUUGGUUCUACUCAGCGCAGCACCUCUGCUCAAGAAAUUAUCCCUCGCACCAGCCGGCCCACCUUCCGCCUCUCCCAAUGCUACCCCUGUAAAGUUUCUACCACCGGCUUCAAUAUCUCCCAAGGAGACCUCACGAAUAUCCAAAUGGAAUCGUAUGCUCGUGCCCCAGAAACCCCAGCAAGGAGGCAAUGUGCAGAGCUGGCGGCUACGACCGUCGAAGGAAGGCAAGCUGCGAGAACGGACGUACAAAGGGGUACCCGACCGAUGGCGAAGGGCGGCUUGGGACAUGCUGAUAUCUGGGCGCGCAGGUGCUAGCGCGAGCGACUAUGAGAGUCUAGCAGCGCAGUACAGGGAUUGUCUAGACAAACCUUCGACAUACGACAUCCAAAUUGACUUGGAUGUACCGAGGACCAUUAGUGGGCAUAUCAUGUUCAGGACAAGAUAUGGUGCUGGACAACGAUCUCUGUUCCACGUCCUCCACUCCUUCUCCCUCCGCUGCUCAAGCUGCGGGUACGUGCAGGGCAUGGGUCCCAUCGCGGCUACCCUGCUCUGCUACAUGGAGCCCGAACGCGUCUACGCGUGCCUCGUCAUCCUACACGACGCCUACAGGUUGCACGACGUCUUCAGCCCGGGCUUUCCAGGCAUGCUCGAGGCGAUCUACGUCCAGGAGCGUAUCAUGGAGACGACGAUGCCCGGAGUGUACGCCGCGUUCCGCAAGCACAUGAUUUCGACCACGUCGUACGCGACCAAGUGGUACAUCACGCUCUUUGCCAACUCAGUGCCCUUCCAGACGCAGCUAAGGCUUUGGGACGUAUUUUUGCUCGAGGGGUACGAUCUAUUCGUUGCGGUGGCGGUGGCGAUCGUGUGGGUCUAUCGGGACCACAUCACGUCCGCCUCGGCCAACUUCGAGACCGUCCUGUCGCUCCUCUCGUCGUUCUUCAUACCAGAGAACGAAGACGCCCUUAUGUCAUGGAUUGAGGCCACGCUCGGCGACAAAAAGCUACGCGCGAACAUGGUAAAAUGGCGGCAGGACUGGAAAGGGCUUGUUGCCGCCGGCAAAGACGGGAACGCGCUGCUAUAG